This is a messenger RNA of Ictidomys tridecemlineatus (thirteen-lined ground squirrel), 5058 nucleotides long. Lineage: Eukaryota; Metazoa; Chordata; Mammalia; Rodentia; Sciuridae. The record is from RefSeq and is a predicted model, not a curated record.
AUGUGUUUUCAUACAAGUUAAUUCGCCGUUUGGAGCUGUGGAGGCUGGGUUUUGUUUAAAACUGAGAACCAUAAGGUAGGCGCUCCGUUAAUGUCGAACUCGUGAACUGAAAUCAUCUGAAAAUAAUUCUACCCAUUACAUUAGUGCUAAAGCUGCUAAAAGAUGGCAGAAGAAGUGGUAGUAGUAGCCAAAUUUGAUUAUGUGGCCCAGCAAGAACAAGAGUUGGACAUCAAGAAGAAUGAGAGAUUAUGGCUUCUGGAUGAUUCUAAAUCCUGGUGGAGAGUUCGAAAUUCCAUGAAUAAAACAGGUUUUGUGCCUUCUAAUUAUGUGGAAAGAAAAAACAGUGCUCGGAAAGCAUCUAUUGUAAAAAACCUAAAGGACACUUUAGGCAUUGGAAAAGUGAAAAGAAAACCGAGUGUUCCAGAUUCUGCAUCUCCUGCUGAUGAUAGCUUUGUUGACCCAGGGGAACGUCUCUAUGACCUCAAUAUGCCUGCCUAUGUGAAAUUUAACUACAUGGCUGAGAGAGAGGAUGAAUUAUCAUUGAUAAAAGGGACGAAGGUGAUCGUCAUGGAGAAAUGCAGUGAUGGGUGGUGGCGGGGUAGCUACAAUGGACAAAUUGGAUGGUUCCCUUCAAACUAUGUAACUGAAGAAGGUGACAGUCCCUUGGGUGACCAUGUGGGUUCUCUGUCAGAGAAAUUAGCAGCAGUUGUCAAUAACUUAAAUAGUGGGCAAGUGUUGCAUGUGGUACAGGCUCUUUACCCAUUCAGCUCAUCCAAUGAUGAAGAACUUAAUUUUGAGAAAGGUGAUGUAAUGGAUGUUAUUGAAAAACCAGAAAAUGACCCAGAAUGGUGGAAAUGCAGGAAGAUCAAUGGAAUGGUUGGUCUGGUACCAAAAAACUAUGUUACCAUUAUGCAGAAUAAUCCAUUAACCUCAGGUUUGGAGCCAUCACCUCCACAGUGUGAUUACAUUAGGCCUUCACUCACUGGAAAGUUUGCUGGCAAUCCUUGGUAUUAUGGCAAAGUCACCAGACAUCAAGCAGAAAUGGCAUUAAAUGAAAGAGGGCAUGAAGGGGAUUUCCUCAUUCGUGAUAGUGAAUCUUCGCCAAAUGAUUUCUCAGUAUCACUAAAAGCACAGGGGAAAAACAAGCAUUUUAAAGUCCAACUAAAAGAGACUGUCUACUGCAUUGGGCAGCGUAAAUUCAGCACCAUGGAAGAACUUGUAGAACAUUACAAAAAGGCACCAAUUUUUACAAGUGAACAAGGAGAAAAAUUAUAUCUUGUCAAGCAUUUAUCAUGAUAUUGCUGAUCAAAAUGACUGCUCCUCAGCUUUAAUUCAUCAUGUAAUUGAAGACAGGAAGUGUCAGUCCAAUCAUGCUUGAUUGGAAAUUGCUGUUUCUAACUCUCAGAAUUGACUAUAAUACAUAAGUAUUUUUAUUAUAACUCAGCCCAUACAUUAUAUACUACGUAUGCAAUGCAUCUGCAUAGAACAGUUCUUAUCCUUGGUCUUCUAUUUUACUGUUUCCUUCUUUGCUGUGUUUCUCUUUGCUUCUAAUAUUAAGGUUUUAUAUUUUGGAGGAAAAAAAAGGAGUAAUACAGAUCAGAAGUCUUUAUAUGGAAGAAUUUCUUUAUUCCCAUUACUGAUUUCCUUGUAAAGGCACCCCAUUAGUUCUGCCAUGGUUUCUCUUCAUAUAAAAUUAUAUCUAUAUAUGGCAUAUGCUCAAAUAAAUUUCUUGGAGAGUGUUAAUCUUUUCUGUGACGAAAUAGCAAUAAUAAAUGGAAAAUUAGAAAUUAUUUUCAGGUAUGUAUUUGUGACAAGCCAUUGUAAAUACCAAGUAUGUUGGGUAUGCUGUUAUUUUUAAAAGUUCAUUCAUUAUUUUCACUCUACUAUGAAACAGAUGGGGCAUGGGUUAGAAACAUCUUAACAUAAUUUUUAAUUACAACUGUUGAAACAAAAAAUAUCACUGAUUCUUAAGAAUUUUCUUUGAUUUUUUUUUUCUUGUUACUUGAGACCAAAGCAGUCUCUGAGAUACUGAGCUUUUAAAAAUAUAAAUGGCUGCUCUGUGUUACUUUCUUUUUCCUAGUGUUACUUUACCAAAGUAUCUUGUAUUAGAACAUGUUAUAUUGAUGCCUGUGUGAAAUAAAUUAUGAACAAGUUUUGGGGAAAUAGGAGACAAUAAGGUAUGUAGGGCGUUUUGGUUUUAUUCCUCUCCAAACAUACAUUGUAAGAGACAGUAUUUUCUAUUUUUACUUCCUUCUUUCAAUGUCCAUUCCAUCUCACCCCAAUUCCAUGCUUGGAAUCAAAUCCAGGGCCUUCUAUACAUGUUGGCAAGUGCUAUACUACUAAGCUGCUCCCCAAGCACCUCCUCUUUUCAGCUUUGAGUUUUAUUGACAGAGACACUAAAUUUGAUAUAAACCUGAGGGGGGGAAAUGGAAUGUGCUUAUGGUUAGAUAAAAUUACAUUAUUUUUAAAGUCUUAUUUUUGUUUAACAAGUUGUAGUUUAGGUGAAUGGAUGACAGGCUUCUGUAAAGUUUUUUUGUUUUUGUUUUUUAAUAUUUUUUAGUUGUUGAUGAACCUUUAUUUUAUAUAUUUGUAUGUGGUGCUGAGAAUCGGACCUAGUGCCUCGUGCGUGCUAGGCAAGGGCGCUACCACUGAGCCACAACCCCAGCCCUUCUGUAAAGUAUUGAAUCCACUGCUGUAGGCCACAGGAAACAACCAUUGUAUUUUGUGGUCAUACUUCUCAUUAUGCUGAAAAUUUACUAAGCAAAGUAACCAUCAUUUUUUAAAUUCAAAAUACUUAUUAAAAGCACAUAACUAGGAAACAUUAAAAAGUCAUAUUUUCAGAAAUUUCUCCUAUAUUACCUAAGUAUAUGAAUAUUUCCAUUUUCUGUUAUUACAAACAGAUAAUACAUCAGAGUUAUUGAUGGUAAAAUUUAAGUUGUGAAAUGUAUAUUUUUAAAAAAUUAUUUAAAUUUUAAAAUCAUUUAAAGACUAAUGUUGCCACUGGGUGGCAGCCCUGGCUUUUCCCACUAAGCAACAGAAGUCAGCAAAUAUAAUUAAGACAAUGGUGUAUAUCUGUUCUUAAAAUCUUUUAGUUCAUAUUAUUUUUCUCAGUGCUUUAUUAAAUUAAUUAUUAGAUAAGUUUAACGUAAAUAAAAGUUAUUUAUGCUUUUUUGGCUGUAAAAUCACAUGAAUAUAAAUUGAGGAAAACAGUUUGAGAGUAGAAUGACUAGGUAGUAAACAUCCUUUUUAACAUUUAAUGAUGCUUUCUCUUUUUCUACCAACUCUUCAUUAUGAAAAAUGAAGAUGAACGCUUAAUUUUAAAAGGAACAAUUUGUAUGAACAAAUAUCAACUAUUUAUAGCAAAUCCCCCACUGAACUGAUAUUAAUAGAGCAUGAUUUUGAGGAAGUAGUUAGAAGUGGUGUAGCCCUGGAAGCAAGGUACAUGUUCCCAUGCCAUGUAGAGUUCCCAGGUAACACGUGCCAGUAAUACCUAUUGUGUGCUCAUUAAGGGAUAGAAGCUUUACUGGGAAGUACUUUGAACUUCAUUGUUAAUCUUACGACAAUGACUUUUUAUAAGUGUAAAUUUUACUUGAAGCAAUUUUUUUAGGAAUUGGAACAACCUUACAAAACAGCUGCAUAGCUAGGUAAUAAUAGGAUUUGUGUUAGGAACCAAGUUUCCUCAUACCCAGACUGGUGGUGUGUGUAUCAGAAAGUACUGCUCUGAGCUACUUUUAGACUAGGAGGAAUGUCCUAGGAAAAGUAGUGAAGUUUUCUAUCAUAUAGGAGGUGAUUAGUUAUCAAAUUUAAAUGUACUUAACACAUGUAGCCCUCCCCAACCCACUUCUACAAAUAACUUUUCCAAAAUCGAGGAAGGAGCUUAAUAAUAAGAAGAAAGGCUAUUGCUGCUGUAACCCUUAUUUGUUUGUAGGUCCUUAGGAUUCAGCUGGAUAUAUAUGUUCACACAUGUAGCUAGUGGUAUUAAAGACUGUUUCGCAGAAAGCAGGAAGGGUGAGUGCAAAUCUAUUGCCAUUACCAGAAGGAUAAAAAGGCCUAGCAGUUGAGCAACCUGGGUUGUUAGAAUAAGGUCAUCCUUUUAGAUAAAUAUCAUAUGAAUUAUUUCUAGCUGUAAUGCUCUGUCAUGUUAUCCAAAGGUAACAAAGAAACAAGAUUGCCACUGUCUAUGUAGUUCCUUUGUGAAAAGUAGGAAAAGGCACCUUUUUCUCCCAGCAGGCCCAGCCCCUUCCUAUAAAGAAAUCCAGAAUUUUAUCCCCUCGUCUUGACAGAGUGCCUUGUUCAGGUUUUAACCAAACAUAGUGGCCUUAUAGGAGUACUAGUCGACCAUACAGUGCUUGAAAGAAUUAAUGAGGGGCUUCGGGUGUAGUUCAGUGGUAGAGUGCUUGCCUUGCAUGUGUGAGGCAUUGAUUUUGAUCCUCACUUAGCACCACAUAACAAUAAAGGUAUAUAUAAAAAAGAACAAAACAUGGGAGGGUGGUGCAUACCUGUAGCCUCAGCUACUUAGGAGGCUGAGGCAAGAGAUCCUAUGAGCCCACCAUGGGCAACAUACUAAAAUCCCAUCUCUAAGGAAAAAAGAAAGAAAAUAGCACAUUUUUUUUUUUUUUUAGUGGGGGGUUUCACAUAAAAUUCAACAUUUCCUUCUUUAAAAUGAGAAGCUGGCAUCACUGUAAUUCAAUUCCCCUAAUAGCAAUCAGCUGAAACCCAGUACAGGUGGUCCCCUUAUUAUUUUUUAACAUAUUUUAUGUGUUGUUGGACCUUUAUUUUUUAUGUGGUGCUGAGAAUCAAACCCAGUGCCUCACACAUUAGGCAAGUGCUCUACCAUUGAGCCACAUCUCCAGAACCCCCCUUAUUCUUUUUACUAAUGUGAAUGGUGAAAAAUUCAAAUAGUAAAGCCCCUUUCCCUACCUAUCUAGUUCAGUUUCCAAAUUCAGUUACUGUUACUCUUCAUUUUUUCUGUUUCUUGAAGAGUUUGAGACUUGGGAUCCUGCAAUUUUCAUUUUUUAGAAACACUUCUGCAUUGUCCAAUAAAUUUGUGUAUAAUUA